AUGUCACUUCUAAGCACUAACAUCCGCUUCCUUCAUGACAAUCUGGUCAUUCUUGCAGAAAGAAUUAUUUCCACAAUGCCCUCCCCACUGUCUGUUGUGUAUUUUGUUAAUUCAGGUUCUGAAGCCAACGAUCUUGCCCUGCGUCUUGCUCGAUGUCACACCAAAUCAAAUGAUGUUGUCACACUUGAUCAUGCUUAUCAUGGUCAUGUGACUUCCCUCAUUGAAAUCAGUCCAAUGAAGUUGCGUAGGAUGGCCAAACAUUGUGAUGUUCCUACCCUACCAUAUGUACAUGUUGCCUCUUGUCCAGACGUCUACCGGGGUAAAUACAGGGAUUGUGACUUCCCUGCAACUGAAGAUUUAGGGCAGAAAUAUGCUGAUGAUGUACUGCAAAUCCUUGAUAACCUUAAAGCAGAAGGUCGGAAACCCGCCUGUUACAUUGCUGAAUCACUUCAGAGUUGUGGAGGGCAGAUUAUUUAUCCCAAAGACUAUCUGAAAAAAGUCUUCAGAUACAUCCGUGAAGCUGGUGGUAUCUGUAUAGCUGAUGAAGUCCAGGUUGGAUUUGGCAGAGUUGGCUCACAUAUGUGGGCCUUUGAAAUACAUGAUGUCAUCCCUGACAUUGUUACUAUGGGAAAACCCAUGGGAAAUGGUCAUCCAGUGUCUGCAGUAGUGACAACUCCAGAAAUAUCUGCUAGCUUUCAGGCCCUAGGGAUAAGCUACUUUAAUACUUUUGGUGGAAAUCCGGUGUCAUGUGCAAUUGCAUUAGCCGUGAUGGAUGUGAUAGAAAAUGAAAGGUUGAUGCAGAAUGCACAAGAAGUUGGACAAAUCUUGAUGACAAAGUUGAAGAAUUUAAAGGAAAAACAUCCACUCAUAGGAGAUGUGAGGGGAAUUGGAUUUUUUAUUGGAAUUGAUUUGGUUCUUGAUCAGAACAGCCGCCAACCAGCAACAGAAGAAACUUUGCAUAUUGUUGAAAAUUUGAAAAGAAAUGGUAUCAUUCUUAGCCGUGAAGGUCCAUAUGACAACAUUCUCAAGUUCAAGCCUCCAAUGUGCUUUGAUCGAGACAAUGCAGAUUUUCUAGUCGAGAAACUAAGUCAAGCAUUAACGGAAGUUGAACAAAAGACAAACCACUGA
This is a messenger RNA of Acanthosepion pharaonis, 1128 nucleotides long. Lineage: Eukaryota; Metazoa; Mollusca; Cephalopoda; Sepiida; Sepiidae. The record is from the annotation of a GenBank genome assembly.